AUGCGGAUCGCUACACCCGCACCCGUUCUACACCCGCCGUUCGCUCCGCGUCCCAUCCCGCCCAAGCCCGCCAUCACCGCAUCGUACGCGUCUCUACCCAAUGGCGCUGUGGACUACGGGCAACAACCUGUCCUGGACUCAGCGACUAACAUCCCGCUGACGGACCUCGAAUCUCUGCCGACCCUGACCGGCGAUCCUUACGAACCAUUCCUCGCGAACGAGGACAUCAAGAAUUUCCUCGCUAUCGAUUUAGACCUUAAGCGGCUGAAUCGCAUACAUGGACACCUCUGGAUGUGCGGGCGGCCCAUGCGCGCAAGGGCGCUCCACCGCUACAAGAUGCUCGGCAUGGAAGCCCUGCCUACCGCGCAGAUGGACCUGCACUUGCUGCGCUUCUCCAACAAGCUCAUGAUCAAGCCGUUGGGGGAGUACAUGCUGAGCCACUCCUUCUGGCUUGAUUAUAUCUGCGACAGCGAUGAGCUGCACAAGGCAGCGUGCGGGUUCCUGCUCAGCUACGUAUGGCUGCUCACCACGCCUUUGGACCUCAAGCUUGCGCAUGAACUCUUUCUCAUCCCGAGUUUCGUCACCUGGCACUGGUGGAAAUCAUUCGUCGCAGAGUUCGUCAAAGAGGUAGAUAUCAAGGCGCUCGAUCAAGUCAAUAAGAGGUUUCACUUUGGCGACCUGCGUCUCGGACGUAUCAAUUCCGUGUACAGGAUUCGCUACGCUCACACGCACUUUGUCCGCGGCUAUCUUUAUGGGUACAACCGCUAUGUCGUCUUUUUUCAGCGCAAGUUCGGUUGGAUUCUUAUCGUGUUCGUAUUCUUCAGCCUCGUGCUAGCUGCCAUGCAAGUCGGCGCCUCCGUGGACCCACUUCAAGAGAACAACGCAUUCUUGAAGAGUUGUUAUGGGUUUGUGGUGUUUAGUAUGGUGAGUGUGGCGGCGGUGUUGGGCGUCAUCGGAGCUUUGUUCUUUUUCAUAUUCUUUUUCAACAUGGUCACUGCGAUUGGGCAGGCGAAGAGUCUGGAAAUCAAGCGGGGAAAGAUGGCGAAGGAGAGGAGGGUUAAAGAAGCCUGA
Didymosphaeria variabile is the source of this 1071-nucleotide messenger RNA. RefSeq lists its product as uncharacterized. The record is from RefSeq and is a predicted model, not a curated record. The transcript is spliced from 2 exons. The coding region runs from base 1 to 1071 and encodes 356 amino acids. NCBI's taxonomy places the organism in Eukaryota, Fungi, Ascomycota, Dothideomycetes, Pleosporales, Didymosphaeriaceae.